Molecule: messenger RNA, 645 nt
Organism: Drosophila hydei
Lineage: Eukaryota; Metazoa; Arthropoda; Insecta; Diptera; Drosophilidae
Exons: 2
Coding region: 1-645 (214 amino acids)
Source: RefSeq, a predicted model, not a curated record
AUGUCCAAGCUGCUGGCAAAGAAGCGCUGGUGGAAAAUCUUCACCAAGCUGACGCCACGCAAACUCAAGCCGAACUGCUCCAAGCAGCGGCACUUGGUCAAGUCUGCUGUGAAGACCAAAACGAAGGUCAAGCUGGCGCCCUACGACAUCUCAUUCGAGCUGCCUGCGCCGGGCUGCCUAGAAGAAGCUACGCCUAGUCUGGCACGCGCUCUGCACUCGCAGCAAUCGAGUUUGAUAAGCAGCGAUCUGUCCAGCGAUUGCUUGCCCGCCAAGCAGGAGGAACAUUUCCAUUCAUCGGGCAUAUCCUGCAACGGCGAAACCGAUGACGACGUGGAGGUGGCCAUGCUGACAGGCUGUCUAAGCCCACAGCAGCUGCAGCGCGUACAAAAUCGAAGCAGGCCCAAUCAAUUGCCACUGAACGAGCUACUUAAUUUAAAUGUUUGCCGGAAUCGAAAUGCUGUUUGGCUGCACAAUGCGCAGCCGGACCAAUUGUUGGCCGGUGGGCGUGGCAGGCGCGAAACAACAGCCAUUGCCAUUGCCGAUGAUAUGCAAUUAAGCGAUAUUGAAGAACAAUUGGCCAAGUUUGAUGGCCAGCAACAGCAGCAGCAACAGCAUCAGCAUCAGCAACUAGCUGCCAAAACGUGA